This is a messenger RNA of Gossypium raimondii (Peruvian cotton), 2046 nucleotides long. RefSeq names its product beta-hexosaminidase 1. Bases 126 to 1766 code for a protein of 546 amino acids. Lineage: Eukaryota; Viridiplantae; Streptophyta; Magnoliopsida; Malvales; Malvaceae. The transcript has 15 exons. Gene Ontology annotation, cellular component: membrane. Gene Ontology annotation, biological process: glycosaminoglycan metabolic process; carbohydrate metabolic process. The record is from RefSeq and is a predicted model, not a curated record. Gene Ontology annotation, molecular function: beta-N-acetylhexosaminidase activity.
AAGGGAAAGAAAGAAAAAGAAAACUCCACUUACAGUUCACUCCAGCAGUUUACAAUAAAUUAUCCCCUCCCUUUGUCUACCACACCAACCCCUUCCAACUUCAUUCUCUCCCAAAAAGUAUCAAAAUGCUACGAUUUUCUCAAAAUUCUCACUAUAAACUGAGUUUCUUGGUAUUAGUAUUAUGGGUUUCUCACCUUGUUGAUUCAAAGUCUGGGUUUGAGUUAGAUGAGCCGUUGACUUAUCUUUGGCCUUUGCCAUCUGAGUUCACUUCUGGCAAUCAAACCUUGACCGUCGACCCAACUUUAUCUUUCUCUGCCUUAGGAAAAGGAGGGAACUCCAAGAUUUUGAUUGAAGGAUUUGAGAGAUAUAAGAAGAUUAUAUUCAAACAUGUUUCUGGGAUUUCACUUUUUGGUAAAUCGAGAGGGAUAAGAUCUGUUUAUGAUAUUAGUGAAUUGAGAUUCAUUGUGAAUUCCGACAGUGAAGAGCUUCAAUUGGGUGUGGAUGAAAGUUAUACUUUGUUUGUGGCAAAGAAAGAUGGGAAAUCUAUUGUUGGAGAAGCAACAAUUGAGGCAAAUACUGUUUAUGGUGCCUUAAGAGGGUUGGAGACAUUCAGCCAAUUGUGUGCUUUUGAUUACGAGACUAAGUCGGUGCAAAUAUACAAAGCACCAUGGUACAUAAAAGAUAAGCCAAGGUUUGCGUUUCGUGGGCUUAUGCUUGAUACAUCAAGGCACUAUUUACCGAUUGAUGUCAUUAAGCAGAUAAUUGAAUCUAUGUCUUAUGCCAAACUUAAUGUCCUUCAUUGGCACAUCAUAGAUGAAGAGUCAUUUCCUCUAGAAGUACCCUCAUAUCCAAAAUUGUGGAACGGUGCUUAUACAAAAUGGGAACGCUAUACGAUCGAGGAUGCUAGUGAAAUUGUUAGCUUUGCCAAAAUGAGAGGCAUCCACAUAAUGGCAGAAGUAGAUGUUCCUGGGCAUGCAGAGUCAUGGGGAGCUGGGUACCCUGAUCUUUGGCCUUCUUCUACCUGCAGAGAACCACUUGACGUUUCAAAAAGUUUUACUUUUGAUUUGAUUUCUGGCAUUCUAUCAGAGAUGAGAAAAAUUUUCCCAUUUGAGCUUUUCCACUUGGGUGGAGAUGAGGUUCAUACAGAUUGCUGGACCUCUACUCCACACAUAAAGCAGUGGCUCAAUGACCAAAACAUGACUGCUAAAGAUGCUUAUCAAUAUUUUGUACUCAAGGCUCAAGAAAUCGCAAUCUCAAAAAACUGGACGCCUGUCAACUGGGAAGAAACCUUCAAUUCUUUUCCGUCAAAGCUUAAUCCACGAACUAUUGUGCACAACUGGUUGGGUCCCGGGGUUUGUCCGAAGGCUGUUGCAAAAGGAUUCAGAUGCAUUUUCAGCAAUCAAGGUGCUUGGUAUCUUGAUCAUCUGGAUGUUCCUUGGAAUGAAGUCUAUAGUGCUGAGCCACUAGAAGGCAUAAAUAAUGUGUCCGAGCAAAACCUUGUUCUAGGAGGUGAAGUUUGCAUGUGGGGCGAGACAGCUGAUACAUCAGAUGUUCAGCAAACAAUAUGGCCUCGAGCUGCUGCUGCAGCAGAGCGGUUGUGGAGCAAAAGGGAGGCUGUAUCUGCACGAAACAUUACUUUAACCAUAUUACCACGGCUUCAUUUCUUCAGAUGCCUAUUGAAUAGGCGCGGGGUUCAAGCUGCUCCCGUCACAAACAAAUACGCUCGACAACCUCCAAUUGGUGCCGGAUCAUGCUACGAGCAAUAGUUCCUCAGUUCAUUACUAGUCGGAUUGCUCUAGAACUGCCUGUAUCUGCUCUUGUAUAUGUUGAAAGUAGCCGCAUUUUCUGUGUUUACAGACAGUCCAUUGGUGUUUAUCUCAUCUGAUUUGCUCAUGUAUACGUCAAAAGUACAUUCAAAAGCUUAAAUCGCCACAUUUUCGGUGUUUUAGAACAAUCAACUGGUGUUCAUUCAUCUUGUGGUAUAUUUUAGUUUGAUGUUGUGAUUAUCACACUUAAUUUAAAUUUGUACCUGUUUGUGUUUGACUA